UGCAAUUUUAACUAUAUAGUAUAUAGCCGCUGUAUAGAAUCAGUCGCAGCGAUGUGUGUGAACUGAUCUCGCGUAGCUAGCCCGUCGUCUGCAGUCAGUGCAGGCUCACAACAAACAUGGAGUCGACCACGGCCGAGUCGGUGGAUGCGGGCCCGAUUUCCUGCAAAGUCCUCAUCAUCGGCGCUGGUAUGGCCGGGUUGUCGGCGGCAAAUCAUCUCCUCAAAAAUGCCGAGCCGGAUUUCCUCAUCGCCGAGGCGCGCUCGAGGGUCGGCGGCCGGAUCGUCUCGACCACCAUCGGUGACAAGAAAGUAGAGCUAGGAGCAAACUGGAUCCACGGGGUGUUGGGCAAUCCAAUAUUCGAAUUGGCCAUGGCCAAUGAUCUCAUCAGUAUUACGAGCAUUCCUAGGCCUCACAGAAUCGUUGCUGCCAUGGAAAAUGGCAAGCAACUGCCGUUCUCCGUGCUAGAAGAAAUUUAUGCAGCAUACGUGUGUUUUCUGAGGAAGUGUGAGGAAUACUUUCUGUCCUCCUACAAUCCACCAGAAGGGAUUAGUAGUGUAGGUGAACAUAUUGCUCUGGAAACUGAUUUAUACCUGGAACAUCUAUCGCCGGAAGAUAGAAAAGUUCGACAAAUGCUCUUUGACUGUUUGCUCAAGAGGGAAACGUGCAUUACUGGCUGUGAUAGUAUGAAGGAUGUGGAUCUUCUGGAAAUGGGCUCUUAUACGGAACUGCAAGGUGGCAAUAUUAGCUUACCAGGUGGGUACAGCUCUAUUCUGGCACCGGUGUGCAAGCAUAUCCCAAAGGAGAAAAUUCUCACGAGGCACGCCGUUACGAAAAUAAGGUGGCAUAACGACGCAGAGGACAAGUCGAGCAGUCCGAUAAAAGUCGAAUGCGAUAACGGAAAAGUGAUAAACUGCGAGCAGGUGAUAUGCACAUUACCCCUGGGGGUGUUGAAGGCCUGCGCAAAAGACAUAUUCGAGCCGCAGUUGACGACGCAUAAGCUCGAGGCCAUCGACCGGCUAAUGUUCGGCACGGUCGACAAGAUAAUCCUAGAAUACGAAAGGCCUUUCCUGAACGCCGGUGUCUCGGAGAUAAUGCUCUUGUGGGACGACCGGAUACUGCCGGCCGAGGAGGCCGAGGACUUGUCGAAAGUCUGGUUCCGCAAAAUCUACUCGUUCACCAAACUCUCGGACACGCUGCUGCUCGGCUGGAUCUCGGGCAAGGCGGCUGAGUACAUGGAGGGUCUGGCGAGUGAGGAGGUAGCACGCGUCUGCACCGGUAUCCUGCGCAGCUUCCUCAACGACCCGUUCGUCCCGGCACCCAAGGCCUGCGUGCACACGAGCUGGCACUCGCAGCCGUACACACGCGGCUCGUACACGGCCAUGGCCGUGGGUGCCAGUCAACUAGACAUCGAGUGCCUGGCCGAACCUUUGGCCGGACCCGAAUCUUCCAAGCUGAGGCUCGCCUUCGCCGGCGAGCACACGCACUCCUCGUUCUACAGCACCGUGCACGGCGCCUACCUCAGUGGACGCACUGCCGCCCAGGCCGUCCUCGAGUCCAGGCGCUGGGAAAAGCAGGACUCGGUUAGUUGCGAUACCACGAGCGAUCUCAGCUCCUGGAUUCAGGGCAUCGAGCUCAACUAAUUAUCUGUGGUUCUUUUUUCUAAUGAAUUUUCAUGCCAGAGUAGCACGCGCAAGCAAGCAAGCAAGAGCCUGUUAUUCUACACGCACUGCAACAGUCGGUCCACUGUGCCGUUCACAAAUUUAAGCUGCCUAAAAUGUCUUGAGUAAGUUAGAUCGAAGGCUUUUUAGUGUAAUGUAUAAUUUAGACGAGCCGGUGUAGCGCAUUUAUCAUGGAAAUCACGGCCAAUUACUGUUGCUGAAAUUUCAUAUAAGGAAGUCGAUAUAUUUGCGUUUUUCAGGCUUUUGUUGAUGUAUUAAUAGCUGAUCGAUUUCUGAGAAAUUGAGUAAUUUAUAUUCGUUUUUUAAACAUUUUAUUAAUUGUGAAAUACGUCUUUCUUACGCGAUCAAUUACGAUUCAAGAAAAAGUAUGAAGCCUGUGGGUUUCCUAAAGAUGCAGGGACUGUAGAAGACGCGACAAGCCGCCAAACGAUACUUAAUUAUGAUAACAGAUUCAUAAACGUUUUUUUUUUAUUCGCUUGAAUCGUUUUAAGUACUACGUGAUCACCUUACCAAACGCUCUAACGUUCUUAAGAUAUGAUGAUAAAUGUGAAACGUUGGAACCAAUCAUACCAUUAUUUUUAAUCAUUCUAUACUGUUUGUCGUGCCUCAAAACAAUGAAUUUAAAAUUGGACAGAAGGAAAACUGUACCCUUGGUGCACACCAUAUAGUUUUUGCAACGCGACUAUUUCUUAACACAGCAACCACGUUCUUGUCGAACCAUUAAAUACGUAAAAACUGUUUAGCCCGCCGGUCAAAAAAGAGUCACUUUAGUCCCGAUUAAUAGGUACGAAAAAUGCAAAAUCGUGUGUUACAAAAAAAUUAAAAACGAGCAUUGUUUCUAUAAAUGAAAAAAUGGUAUUCUAUCUAAUGGUUUCAAUAGGAUCAAAGAUUUGAUGAUGUUUAAAACAAUCUUAAAGCGAAUUCGGCUCACGAAUAAUUUUAAACAUUAUUUGUGAAAACGAAACGUCUUUGUUUUCGCGUUUGAAUUAUUUAGAAUAAUGUAGUUUAAUUGAAAUAACAAAAAAUUAAAAUUCGAAUCCAGAAUACUAUAUUCUAAUUGAAAUGAUCCAUUAAAAUCUUUAAAGUAGAAUACUCAUUCACCUCAUUCAUAAGCAUCAAUAACUGAUCAAUAGAGAUGCCGGCGAAACGCAUGUUGAAAAACAAACGGCGCAGUGCAUAUAAAUACAUAUAACGUAUAAUUAUACUUGCCAUAUAGGGGCGCGGUAGUAAUUAUAUCAAGAAAUAGUUUCGAUGAUGAGCUAUACUCUGAAAUAAUUCGAAUUGAAUAAAAUUUUGGUAAGUUGACGUAUUGUCGAAUAGUGGAGAUUCUCAAAACAGUCUGAUGCCGAACAACAUUCAACUCUAUUAAAAUUAAUGUGAUAAUGAAAUUAUUACAUAGGAAACAACAAAUAAUAGCUACAAAAAGUGCAAUAUAAAUAAAUAUAAUCAAGUGUAAAGUGUUCAAAAACUAAUUCAGGGCAACGACUUCGCUUGAAAUAAACAAAAUAACACUGAGGGACAAUAUUUCUCCAAGACUGACAUGUUCGACAUGUAUAACGAAGUAACGAACGGAGACUGGGUCAAAAACACAGGCUUAAAACUAAAAAUAUUCUCGAAACGCAUAACUAUAAGAUAUUUACAUCUCUACCAACUGCGAAAGAUAACAAAAACGACAGAGAAUCACUGACAAACAACUAUUCAUUACGUUGCAACUUUGUAUUUAAUUGUAUGACUAAUGCUAGUCAAUCAACUGCAUACUUUUAAUUUUGUAAAUGUGUAAAUAUGUAAAUACUAGAUAAUUAAAGAUUUUCCCGCGCAACUAAAGGAAAAUUAAUUUCACCAAAGUUGGCAUAUGUUUUUACAAUGUAUAUUUUUUUUACAUUAGCCAAUAAUUUUUAUAAAAGUAGUCAUUUGUGUACUCUUAUUAUGUUUAAUACACUCAAAGAAAUACUCGUACGACACGAUCGAAUUGUUUAUUAGAGGUACUCCUCCGUGAACCGCCACGUAUUGUUGAAAACUGAAAGGCGCUGGGCUUUUCUUAUUGUUUAUUUAACCCUAAUUAUUAUAAUAUAUAUGUAAGCAAGCUGUAAUUUAUUUGAAUAAAUAAUUACUUGAAAAUCA
This is a messenger RNA of Nasonia vitripennis (jewel wasp), 3800 nucleotides long. Its product is annotated as peroxisomal N(1)-acetyl-spermine/spermidine oxidase. Bases 117 to 1640 code for a protein of 507 amino acids. Gene Ontology annotation, molecular function: polyamine oxidase activity. The record is from RefSeq and is a predicted model, not a curated record. The transcript has 3 exons. Lineage: Eukaryota; Metazoa; Arthropoda; Insecta; Hymenoptera; Pteromalidae.